This is a messenger RNA of Ochlerotatus camptorhynchus, 1120 nucleotides long. Its product is annotated as fibroin heavy chain. The transcript is spliced from 6 exons. The record is from RefSeq and is a predicted model, not a curated record. NCBI's taxonomy places the organism in Eukaryota, Metazoa, Arthropoda, Insecta, Diptera, Culicidae. Bases 1 to 873 code for a protein of 290 amino acids.
AUGAGUGGUAAUCUAAUGUUCGAACUUUCUGCAGGAUACGCUAGCAGUCAAUACGCCGGUACCGGUUACAACGGGGGCUUCACGUCGAACUAUGCCGGUCCGAAUGGAGUGGGUGCCGCUGCCGGAACCGGAGCGUUCGUACCCGGAUUCGCCCCGUUCCAACCGGUGCCAGCAUUCCCGAAUGUCUUCGACUACAACAGCUUCUACCAGGGACUGCAGGCCAACUUUGCCAACUCAGCAGCAACGCAGGCAUUUGCGACGGCGGGAGCAACGGCUGCUGCAUCUGCCUCGCUCUACGGGCAGUACAGUCAGAAUCCGGUCUAUCCUCAUCAGGGUGUUCAGUAUCAACAGCCACAGCAGUAUCAGCAGAUGCCGCAGCGCAGCCAAGCGGGAUCAGACUAUUCUUAUAUUAACAACAACAACAACAACGACCACUAUGCCAACAACGGUUACAAUAACUACUACAAUCCUCAUAACAUGUAUCAGCAACAAUUAGCGCACCAGAAUGCUCUGUUCAAUUCCAUUCGUCAGCAGCAGGCGGCAUUUGCCGGAGCUGGAGCUGGAGCCGGAGCCGGGUACGGUGCCGGUGUAGGAGCUGGUGGCGGUAGCUUUGGUGGUGCACCUGGAUUUGCUGGAUCAUCGGCUUCCUAUGGUCCGGGAGGGUUCCACCAGACGGCGCACAUCUAUCCGGAAAAUCCGCAAGCGCCAAACAUUAAUACCCGUUUCGGUGGCAGCUCGCAGCCGGGUGGACCAGGAUAUGUCGGUGUAUCGAGCUUCUCGUCAUCCUCCAACAUCAACGGCCAAUCACACCGCGAGGCGGCAACAUCGGUUAACGACAAUGGUAAGGUCACCUCCUACCAUGUCCGUUCGUAAAAAGGAACAAGGCAACACGUAAAGAAGAUAAUAAAACUAUGAUUUAGAAUUUGUCAUACACGUGCCUUGACAAGAAAACGAUAAGUGAUGAAAGAAUAUUACAGGCAUUUGCUGCUAGAGCAUUUGCUAUUCAUUCAUGAGAGGUGAAACUCAAUAAACUUUACGAAGACAUUCCAGUGUACUUACAACUAGCAAGUAGACAAGUUUAAGUACGAACUCUAUUUAAAUAAGACUUUUUGACCAGAAA